Penicillium antarcticum is the source of this 354-nucleotide messenger RNA. Its product is annotated as SET domain-containing protein. Gene Ontology annotation, molecular function: protein binding. The record is from RefSeq and is a predicted model, not a curated record. The transcript has a single exon. The coding region runs from base 1 to 354 and encodes 117 amino acids. Lineage: Eukaryota; Fungi; Ascomycota; Eurotiomycetes; Eurotiales; Aspergillaceae.
AUGCCUGUCGGAAGCUUUGAUUUCAUGGUUUCUGAAAACUUGUUCUACAUUCGCCAGUCUCUGGUGAGCGAGUCUUCAGUAUUCGCGCUUUACCCAACCAACUCCCGCUUCAACCAUUCUUGUGCCCCGAACACAAAUGCAUCAGACAACGUCGACGAUACCAAAGAAAUGUUCGCAACCAAUGAUAUUGAUUCUGGUGAGGAGUCACAUCCACUUCUUACGAUUUACAUGACUCGAAGUGAGCGCAACGAAAGUCUUCAAAGCAGAAGAUUUACCUGCGAGUGCAGAGUAUGCCACCUUGAAGCUCCCCUCCAGGAAUUGAGUGACCUGCGCCGUCGAUUGAUUCGAGGGUAG